Molecule: messenger RNA, 1744 nt
Organism: Salvelinus namaycush (lake trout)
Lineage: Eukaryota; Metazoa; Chordata; Actinopteri; Salmoniformes; Salmonidae
Product: BCL2/adenovirus E1B 19 kDa protein-interacting protein 3-like
Exons: 6
Coding region: 400-957 (185 amino acids)
Biological process (GO): positive regulation of apoptotic process; mitochondrial outer membrane permeabilization
Cellular component (GO): nucleus; mitochondrial outer membrane; mitochondrial envelope
Source: RefSeq, a predicted model, not a curated record
GUUCAAGCGGGCUACACAUAUUAUUGUGUGGAAUAAACAUUUCAAAACAUUGCAAAGAGCGACACUUUUCCAAUAUGUAGGCUAUUUAAAUGAAUGUCAACUGUUAAUGGAGUAUCUAUUGUACUCUAAUCUACCACACAAGUGCUGUCAGCUAGUUUAAAUUGCUGUGUGUCUCUUAAUUAAAUUGCUGUUGAGCUUCAGUCUGUUUUGUUUACCUCGACAUGCCCUGCACGUGGGUAGAGAGGGAUUACUGCGCGCUGUACGUCACAGGCUACGCGCUAAGGCAACAACAAUAAACGAGAAAGCGACAUACUGUAGGCAGUUUAUAAUACACCGUUUUCUCCUCACUGUGCGUUUUUGUCAGUUUUAGAAUCUCUCUCCACCCUUCAGCCACUAACCAUGUCAGGCUCGUCGACUCCAGAGGACGCUUUGUACGGCUCGUGGGUGGAGCUGGAGGAGCUAAUAUCAGCAGUGAGCAGCAGGGAUAGUCUGACAGGACAACAACAGGACACAGCCUCCUGGGCCCUGCAGGGGGAGCUAGAGAGGAUCCUGCUGGAGGCACAGCUUGAGUGUGAGAGGAGUAAAGACAGUCCUCCCCUGGCGGUGACUCCUCCGCAGACCACUGCUUCCCCUCCCCACAGUGAAGGCAGCAGCAGUACAGACUGUGUUACCAUACAGUCCGAAGAAGAAGGGGAGAGGAGGCUCAUUUCCGAGUGGGUAUGGGACUGGUCCAGUCGGCCCGAGAACCUUCCACCAAAGGAGUUUGUGUUCCAACACCCGAAGCAGCAGUCGGGCUCCCUGAGCGUAAGGAAGAGUGAGGUGAUGAAAAGAGGCCUGUUCUCCUCUGACGUCCUCAUGAUCCUCAUCCCCUCACUGCUUGCCUCGCACCUGCUCACACUGGGAAUAGGGAUCUACAUAGGGAAGCGAUUGGCUGCCUCCACAACUAGCACUCUGUGACGUGCUUCCGGGCAGCGCUCCCAUUCGCUGACGGCAGACCAAUAGGAUCUCAGCCCUCGCCACAGUACACUUGUUGCCCUUUCUCCCUGUCAUGCGGCAACUUUCUUUACCACUGUCUCUCUGUCUGUCUGUCUGUCCACCAUAACUUUGUGUGUCUGUCCGUCAGUCAUCCAGCAUCUCUGAAUCUGUGAUUGUCCCAGGGCCAGAGCGUGUCUGUUUGUGUGUUUGUCUCGCUCUCUCUGUGUGUGUAUGUGUGUGUCAGGGCAGGACUGUUGAUACUCUACGGACAUUGUGUCAAUGACUCAGACUGAGGUCACUUUUACUCUCCCAGCAGAGUAACACUGAUCUCAAUUAACUAACAGAGAGAAACGAGUGAUAAGACCGAGAGAGAGAAUGGAGAGAGAAAGAAAGAGAACAACACCCAGAUAAAUCCCCAUUGAAGGUGUUAGCGGGGUGUUGAAGAAAUAGGGUAUAUAGCCCAAUGAUUGCCCAAAUAAAAAACAGAAUCUAAUCCUGGUGAAAGAAAGAGGUCACCAACAGAGCCAUAUACAGGCAGUAUAUGCCUAUAUGACUCUGGUCACCAAUAUUAUGUGUCAGACAUGCCAGAACUGUGAUGAGCCCAGGUGAUUUGUAUUAGGUUGAGGAAUGGUUUGUUUCAUGUUCUUAGUGGUUUAUGACCACAAAAGUCGCUCUGGUUUUGCACUUUGUCCUAUAUAACCAUCUGACUGUUUGAACUCUGAACUAUUUGAAUGACUAUAACCCCAUUAAACCUCAUUUGUCACACGUG